This is a messenger RNA of Homalodisca vitripennis (glassy-winged sharpshooter), 571 nucleotides long. Its product is annotated as peptidyl-prolyl cis-trans isomerase NIMA-interacting 4-like. NCBI's taxonomy places the organism in Eukaryota, Metazoa, Arthropoda, Insecta, Hemiptera, Cicadellidae. The record is from RefSeq and is a predicted model, not a curated record. Gene Ontology annotation, biological process: rRNA processing. Gene Ontology annotation, molecular function: peptidyl-prolyl cis-trans isomerase activity; DNA binding. The transcript has 3 exons. The coding region runs from base 175 to 555 and encodes 126 amino acids.
AAAAAAAAAUAAAGCAGCAACAGGCUGAUGAGUCUGAUUUGUUUGAAUGAAGAGAAUGUGUGUUUUUAGUAGUGAACGAGAGAAUUAAUUUUAUUUUAAAAUAAAUUUCAAAGGUUUUUUUAUUUAAAACUAAAUAUAGCUCAGCACUGGACUACCAAUAUUUCAUAAGUUAUUAUGCCACCUAAAAAGGGAGGAGGAAGUGGAGCCAAAAGUAAAGAAAAAGAUGACCAAAGUUCCAAAGGUGGAAAAGAAAAGAAAGGGGGGACUGCAGUAAAAGUAAGACAUAUACUGUGUGAAAAACAAGCUAAGUGUUUGGAAGCUUUAGAGAAAUUGAAAGCAGGAAUGAAAUUCAAUGAGGUUGCAGCCCAGUACAGUGAGGAUAAAGCGAGACAGGGUGGAGACUUGGGCUGGAUGACACGAGGUUCUAUGGUUGGUCCAUUUCAGGACGCUGCCUUUGAGCUGCCAACAUCAACAAUAAAUGCACCUGUUUAUACUGAUCCACCUGUGAAAACUAAAUUUGGUUACCACAUAAUUAUGGUUGAAGGAAAAAAAUAAUUAUUUGUUAAUUUUA